AUGAGACGCUACCCUUGCCUUGAGGAAGAUCUGCGAACCGCGAUCGAGGGAAGGCUUUUCUUCUUUCCUCGGCUUUCCUCACUUUAUCACACUCGACGAAACGGAGAGCAAAAGAACCUUGACUUUAGCAAACUAAGAGACAAGCAAGGACGGGAAGCUACUCGCCCUCGGUCAGUAGAACCCUAG
This is a messenger RNA of Prunus armeniaca (apricot), 186 nucleotides long. The record is from the annotation of a GenBank genome assembly. NCBI's taxonomy places the organism in Eukaryota, Viridiplantae, Streptophyta, Magnoliopsida, Rosales, Rosaceae.